Messenger RNA from Notolabrus celidotus (New Zealand spotty), 2104 nucleotides. RefSeq names its product cytidine monophosphate (UMP-CMP) kinase 2, mitochondrial (gene cmpk2). The transcript is spliced from 5 exons. Gene Ontology annotation, biological process: dUDP biosynthetic process; dTTP biosynthetic process; dTDP biosynthetic process. NCBI's taxonomy places the organism in Eukaryota, Metazoa, Chordata, Actinopteri, Labriformes, Labridae. Bases 378 to 1640 code for a protein of 420 amino acids. Gene Ontology annotation, molecular function: dTMP kinase activity. Gene Ontology annotation, cellular component: mitochondrion; cytoplasm. The record is from RefSeq and is a predicted model, not a curated record.
AUUAUUUACUUAUUAAUGCAUCAUGUAUUAUAGGCUAGAUAAAGUUAUGUCUCAACUUUCUUCAAUGAGCUUGACUCAAAGUAAUCAUCAACCAAAGGGACAACGCCUCGUGACACAGCCAGCAGGUGCAGUCAGCAGGUAUUCCUCCACCUAUCAGUGGCUUUGAUUCAGUAAACAUCACGUUGAGACGAGGACAGCAUUUAUUUGCAUGAGCAACACAUUUGCGUGCGUAAUCUCACCACCCAGCUGAUAGUCUCUAAGUUUCGUUUCUCCUCUUGGGCGCAGUUACUUUCGUUUUCCUUGCAGUGGCUCAUGUUAUGUAAGCGUAAACACAGAAAGCCUGUUUGGAAAGUGACCGGGACAUUAGCUCUUGGGAGAUGUCUCGUCGCGCCAUGUCUCUUCUUACUCAGUGGUCCUCUCGUGUAUUUUCAGUGGAGCUAGAUGGAGCCCCUUUCUAUUUUGCGAUCCAAGAAAGGCACCGGGGAGAGGACAUGCCACAGGUGUUCAAAGAAGUCCAGGGACACGAAAGGUGUUACUCAGUCCUCGUCUGCAGCAGCGACAGAAUCAAUCAAGCCAGGUUUUACGCACAGCUGAAGGAUAAAUUGCUAAGAGACUUGCCUAAAGGGUGCGACUUGUCUCCUAUGUCCUCGUUCCUACCAAAUAUCAAGGAUUCUCUCUUGAAAGGCUACUUUCUAAAAGAGAAAUCGGCGUGUUCACCCCUGACAGAAGGACUUUUGCGAGAUGUAACACAGCAUGAUCCGGUGCUUGUGUGUUCUUACUUGAGAAGUGAGGACGGCGAUCUGUGGACUCAACGCCUGUGGAAAGAUGCAGACAGCCAAAUGAUGGAAAUGUCAAAUGAUUAUUGUGUGGUGUCAUCAGAAGCGCCAGAAUAUCACCCAGCUACUCUCAACAUCAUUAACUCGGAUGUUUUCUACAGCUUCGAGGAGGCCUAUGAUGUCCUAAAAGAGAGCGCUGACAUCAUCCCAGAGGCGACGUCUGCUCUGGAGCUGCUGCCCAGUCGAGUGGAGGCCAGAAGUAAACCAGACUUCCCUGUGAUUGUCAUAGAAGGCCUGGAUGCCACAGGAAAGACCACGCUGACUGAGUCUCUAAGGGAUACUCUCGGGGCUGUUCUUCUGCGGUCCCCUCCCAAGUGCCUGUCCCCCUUGAGGGCCCGCUUUGAUCGGGAGCCGCCCCUCAUCCGCAGGGCCUUCUAUGCUCUGGGGAACUACAUCACAGCUGAGGAAAUAGGACAGGAGGGCAUGAAGACACCUGUCAUCAUUGAUAGAUUCUGGCACAGCACAGCGGCUUACGCCAUCGCCACAGCGGUGAGCGGUCCAGUGUGCAACUUACCAGCAGACAGCUCGGAGGUCUACAGGUGGCCCACUGACCUGCUGCAGCCGAGCCUGGUGGUCUUACUUACCCUGGACCCUGAGGAGAGGAAGAGGAGGCUGAGGGACAGAGGUCAAGGAGAGACGGCAGAGGAGCAGGAGCUGGACCACAACCAGCUUUUCAGACUCAAAGUGGAGGAGGCUUACCGAAGGAUCAGCGGGCCAGCCUGCAUCACUGUAGAUGCGAGUCCUCCUGCAGACCAAGUGCUCCAACAAGUGCUGCUUUUAAUUAGGGGCAAAUGCCACUUGUAAACAAUCAUCUCCAUCUCCCCCUGCUGUCGGCCAAACAUUGAGUGGAUGCAGUACCUCCUUCCACCACUGGGUGCCAGUAAGGUGUCGUAAAUGUGACAGCUGGAGGACUCGGACGGGUGGGACUGUGGUGAGGGGAUGUUGUUCAGAAUGAGUAAAGGUUGAAUGGCCAGGGGCCAAAACGGUGUGCUACAAAUCAGAAAUACAUAUUCAUACAGACACAUAUGUGCAUGCUUGAAUUUGGACACACACACAAAAAUGCAUACACAAAAGUGUUGUACAAGAAGGAGUACAUUUAACUGCUAUUUGGACUUCUUACAAUUCAUGCAGAGUGUUGCAGCACUUACUGACAAUGACUGUUAAAACAUACUGAGACACAUUUGUGUAAGCACCAGUUUAGUUUCAUUCAAAUAUCCAAGCAAGAAAAAAUCUAAUCUUUAAGAAUACACAAAAGCCACACAAGACUU